Messenger RNA from Thunnus maccoyii (southern bluefin tuna), 2621 nucleotides. It is a transcript of the gene chst7, whose product is annotated as carbohydrate (N-acetylglucosamine 6-O) sulfotransferase 7. The transcript is spliced from 2 exons. Gene Ontology annotation, cellular component: Golgi membrane. The record is from RefSeq and is a predicted model, not a curated record. Lineage: Eukaryota; Metazoa; Chordata; Actinopteri; Scombriformes; Scombridae. The coding region runs from base 281 to 1549 and encodes 422 amino acids. Gene Ontology annotation, biological process: carbohydrate metabolic process; N-acetylglucosamine metabolic process. Gene Ontology annotation, molecular function: chondroitin 6-sulfotransferase activity; N-acetylglucosamine 6-O-sulfotransferase activity.
AUUCUUUUGAGUGUUCCCCAAAGAAAGAAAGAAAAACUACAUAUUGUGUAAUGGUUUUGUGAUACUUAUUUUACCAAGCAGCGUUAACAGACUGAGUUUCUGUGAGAAAUAAUGGAUAUAUAUAAAGGAGAGAUAAUGUUAUUUUGUCUUUAAUGGGGCGUGGCUAGCACCCUCUCCUCCUCUCACGCAUAACUUUAGAGUCGCCACAGCAGUGCUGUUCAUAUCGCUGUGCCGAUCCAUCAGAGAAGCAGCUAACCCAGCCCCCUCACGGCAAAAGGAAAUGAAGAGGCGGCUACAUAAGAAAUACCUAAUCUUGAUUCUGGCAUAUUCAGGUUUACUUCUGCUAAUCCCCUAUGUGUUAGAUUACCGGGACAAAUCCGUCCAACACUCGAAACACGGACUGCCGCAACAACAGCCCAGAUGCCCAGAUUUGGAGAACACGGUGGCGCUGCUGUGGGAUAACGGUUACAAACUAAACGGUAGCGACGCGGCGGAGUACGCCGUCAACCGGAGCCAGUCUCGGAUACACAUCUACCUGCACGCCACCUGGAGGACGGGUUCGUCAUUUUUGGGGGAGCUGUUCAACCAGCACCCCGAUGUUUUCUACCUGUACGAGCCAAUGUGGCAUAUAUGGCAGGCUCUGUACCCUGGGGAUGCAGCCAGUCUGCAGGGUGCAGUGCGGGACAUGAUGAACGCCUUGUACCGCUGCGAUUUCUCCGUCCUCAAACUUUACGCAGGCUCGCAAAACAUCACUACGUCGUUCAUCUUCGGUUGGAAAAUGAACAAGGUGAUAUGCUCGGAGCCGCUGUGUGAUGCACACAAGCGGCACGAGAUAGGGCUGGUGAAAGAGGACCAGUGCGCGAAAUGCCAAAAGAGGGACAUUAGGGAGCUGGAGAGGGAGUGUAAAAAGUACAAGGUGGUGGUGAUCAAAGGAGUCCGUGUUUUGGACCUAAGCACGCUGGUUCCUUUGAUGAAAGACCCGGCGAUAAACCUCCAGAUCAUUCAGCUCUUCAGAGACCCAAGGGCCGUGCACAACUCGCGGCUGAAGUCCAAGCAGGCCCUGGUGAAGGAGAGCAUCCAGGUGCUGAGGAGCAAGAAGCAGAACGACAAGUAUAAGCGUCUGCUGGUGCCGAACAACAGGGUGAACCGGGCUGAGAGCUACGUCUCCAGCGCCAUGGAGCUCAUCUGUGACAACUGGCUCAGUGACAUGAUGCUGGUGGUGAACUCCCCUCCCUGGGUGAAAAGGAACUAUCUCCGCAUCCGCUACGAGGACCUGGUCCUGCACCCCAUGGAGGAGCUCCAGAGGUUGUUCCGCUUCUCCAACCUCUCCAGCUCUCCUGCUUUGGAGAGGUUUGCUCUGAACAUGACGCACGGCCAGGGCUAUUCCUCAGACAAACCCUUCUUGAUAUCGUCUAGGGAUGCUAAAGAGGCCAUAUAUGCUUGGAGGGAGCGACUCAAUGUUGAGCAGAUAAAUCAGGUGGAGGCCUACUGCAGCGAGGUCAUGAGACAGCUGGGGUAUCAGAAGAAUAGCAUGGACAAAACCACAUGAGCACGAGCCAUGAAGAAUCAUUAAGGGGCCUGGUAUUCAAGGCAGAAGGCAAAAGGUGGAAUAACAACGCAAGAAGCUGGAAUAUGGUCCACUGGGAGCUGCAAGCAUGGCUCUUGGGUUGUUUUUUUUUCAGCCGAGGCGGGUCGAUGAACUGGAGAGAAUCCAAGUGGAAAGAGCAGCCAGUCAGAGACGGAUGAAAUUGAAACGGGGAGCCGGCAGCUUAUUUUUACGGUGAUACCUGUUCAACACCAGUGAGGUCUAUGCAGAUAGAGAAGAUAUGGGGAGGGGGAAAUAAACAAGAAGAGAGAGACAGAUGAGGCUGGUUUGUGCCGCCACUGUGCUCACCAGUCUCUAUCCUUCUGUCCUUUUUAGUAGCACUAAUCCUUCCUCAAAUCCCCUGCAGGCGAGGGCCAUAAAAAGCAAGAGAUGGGUCCUUCUUGGGAGACGACUGCCAGGAUCCAGGGUGGCAGCGUUGGGUUGGUUAGCUCUCACCUGACUGACUUAUCCGUCCAGCCUAUGACUAAGCGUGGCAGUAAUCUCGAGCAUUACUGAUACUUAACUGCAGUUGGCUCACUAACAAUGCUAAUGUAGAACUUUGAAAGGAGAAACUACAGUAUUUUCUUUAAAAGAGGCCUGACUGAGGAACUAUUGUUCCACCCCCCCGGCCCCUCAGGAAUCUGGACAGCUGCAGCGCCCCACUGACAAAACACUCACAUGGGUGUGAAAUUUUCUAAUAUCCCACGGACGUGUCUUGGAAAGCUGUCUCUGUCCUUUGCCAAUGAACUUUUUAGCAAGUUUUCACCACAGAUGGUACUGAUUCAUUUUAUCUACCGUUUUUAUUGUUUUAUAGUUUUUGUCUAAACUAUUGUUAAAAUGCUGUGAUAUCCCUCCGGUUAAGAAUGUGUUGUGUGUUGAGGAGGGGUAAAAUGUUUACCAGCAUCCACAUGUUCAACUUUAGAAGUUGGUUCUUUAAUAUUUGUUGAGGGUGGAAUACCUGAAGAAGUUCUCUUGUCAAAGAAAGAAAUAACAUUUAGACGAUUCAAACUGACUUCAAUAAACAGUGAAAACUAGA